Molecule: messenger RNA, 2060 nt
Organism: Pezoporus flaviventris
Lineage: Eukaryota; Metazoa; Chordata; Aves; Psittaciformes; Psittacidae
Gene: SACK1A
Product: family with sequence similarity 83 member A
Exons: 6
Coding region: 322-1731 (469 amino acids)
Biological process (GO): epidermal growth factor receptor signaling pathway
Source: RefSeq, a predicted model, not a curated record
UGGGCCCCGGCAGGCGCUGAUCGGCGCUGGCGGGGAGCGAUCUUGCCUGUCAGGUUAAUGAGGCGGCAUCAUUCCCGGCAUAAUUGCGCAGAGCAGCGAAUACUAUGGGAAGACAGAGAAGCCUCGAGCUGUUUUGAAGAUUAUGCAACGAUGCUUAGGAGCCUACCUGCUUUUGCUUGAGUGCUUUCCUCGCUCACAUCGCACAGGAUGCGACAGGAAGAGAAGUACAACCGAAUCGGACGGCCCUGGUGAUUGGACUCGAAUCUAUCCUAUGCCCUGGAGGUGAGUUAAUUCCUUCAGCCGAGGUGAUUUCACGCCACAAUGCAGUGUCUAAACAAGGACGAUUGGGCUGCCUACCCCGUGCAUAUGCAUACUGCCUCCCCGGCAGAUCUGCUGCGACAAAGAGCCAUGAGCAACCCCAGACACUUGGGCAAGAUAAGGAAAAGGCUGGAGGAUAUCAAGAGCCAGUCCUCAAAGCUGACAAAAGCGGAUUUCAGCCACAAUGAAAGCAUAAGGUUGGCCACUGAUGCCUUUCUGGAUGGUGGGACAGACUCUUACCUGGAAACUUUACACAAGGAAGGCGAGGUAGAUUUCCUCUCCUCAGUGGAAGCUCAGUACAUCAAGGAUAAUGCCAGGGAGUCCUAUUAUGCGGAGGAGUCCCUGGCCACCGACGGGGCGGCUGCGCCAAAGCAGAACUAUGCUGGGUCACUCCCUUCAGGGACCUACUUCCCCACCAUUUCUGACAGCAGCGAGCCAGCCCUGCUGCACACAUGGAUUACAGCAGACAAGCCCUAUUUGAAGGAAAAAUCCACUGCCACUGUGUAUUUCCAGACAGAGAAGAACAACAACAUCAGAGACAUCAUACGCCGGUACAUCAACAAAACCACUCAGGUGCUAGCUAUCGUGAUGGAUGUGUUCACAGACACUGAGAUUUUCUGUGACCUCCUGGAGGCAGCCAACAAGCGCAUGGUGUUUGUCUACUUGUUGCUUGAUCACGGCAGUAUCAAUCUCUUCUCGGAGAUGUGCGACAAGUUGCAAAUUUCUGAGGAUCUCUUCAAGAACAUCUCAGUGCGCAGCGUUACUGGAGAGGUUUACUGUGCCAAAUCAGGCAGGAAAUUCUCGGGACAAAUACGAGAAAAAUUCCUUAUCUCUGACUGGAAAUAUGUCCUCUCUGGCUCUUACAGCUUCACGUGGUUAUGUGGCCAGGUUCACCGCAACCUCCUCUCCAAGUUCACGGGUCAAGUUGUGGAGCUGUUUGAUGAAGAGUUCCGACACCUUUACGCCCUCUCCAAGCCCGUGAGGGGCCCGAACUCUCCGCCGCGCACCAUGCCCUUCCUGUUCAAUAGGAGCUGGGCCCCUCAGCGCAGCCUCCCCUGCAGCAACGAGGAAAACACCAACACUCUGUCUGAUCCCUUCAGCAGCCUCUCCAAUGGCAGCACCCACCAGAACAAGCAAAAUCCAACAGCUCUCAUAUUCAGCAGCAACUUAGCCCCACAGUCACCUCUGCAUAGAGUUAAUUCCUUCCACAACUAUGUCUCAUUCACACCCUCAUCACCACAAAAGGCCAUCCAGGGUAACUACUACCAGCCACCCUAUGUGGCUGAUAACUCCGCAGUGCUGUAUAACAACAUGAACGUUUACAGGCCUAUAAGACUUAGACAAGAGGAACCAAAUAGGACAGGGUUAAGCUCACCCUGGAGAUGCCUCCACCAAGCUAACCUGUUUACAUAAUAACCACCUCGGUUUGAAUUGCAAGUAAGCCUAGUGAGGACCUGUUUAGCAAUCGCUCCUGUACUGAUGAAUAUAGAAAUUCUAUAUAAUACAAAAUGAGGAUGAUUUCAAGCCUCCUGUUUUGUUUUGCUGCUUAUGGAUGCUUCGUUUCCCUAAUUAAAAAGCCAAGCCUUGCUAAUGUGUAAACCUUGGGUGCAUCAUGACCCUAGGAAGAACACAUCUAAAUAAUGCUGCUCAUAGUGCAACGCUGCUGCCGCCUAUCCCCUGCCCUCGGUAGCAUACCUGUGUAGCAGUAGAUUUAGGUGGUCACUGUUUUUCAGGUGGCCAGG